Dujonia railenensis is the source of this 1677-nucleotide messenger RNA. Lineage: Eukaryota; Fungi; Ascomycota; Pichiomycetes; Serinales; Debaryomycetaceae. The record is from the annotation of a GenBank genome assembly.
AUGAGUGUCCCCCAAUCCCUUAGGCCCUUUGUUACUACAAAAUUCAUCCAUUCUACUUGGGCUGGAACAUUUGCUUGUAAGCCUCAGGCAAUUUUCCAACCUAGAAAUGUGGAAGAGAUUAAGCUUCUUGUUAAUGAAGCUCGUAAACUAGGCAAAACCAUCAUGACUGUUGGUUCCGGCCAUUCUCCUUCGGAUUUGACUAUGACCACUGAAUGGUUAUGUAAUUUAGACAAGUUCAAUAAGAUCUUAAAGCAAGAAGAAUUUUAUGGAUCCACUAAGUCCGGCACUAGCAAGGAGGUCAAAUUUGUCGACUUAACUGUCGAAGCUGGUUGCAGAGUUUACGAAUUGAAUGAAUAUGUCAAGGCCAAUGAACUUGCAGUUCAGAACCUUGGCUCUAUUAGUGACCAAUCCAUCGCUGGUUUAAUCUCCACCGGGACUCACGGGUCAAGUCAGUACCAUGGCUUGGUUUCCCAACAAGUAGUUUCAAUCACCAUUAUGAACUCCAAUGGCGAGUUGAUUGAUUGCUCAUCUGUGGAGAAGCCAGAUCUUUUCAGGGCUGCCUUGUUAUCUUUAGGUAAAAUUGGUAUCAUUACUCACGUUACAUUGAGAACCAUUCCAAGAUAUACCAUAAAGUCUAAGCAGGAGAUCAUCAAAUUCUCCACCUUGUUGAAGAAUUGGGACAAUAUCUGGUUAGACCUGGAGUUCAUUAGAAUCUGGUGGUUCCCUUACUCAGGAAAUUGUGUCUGUUGGAGAGCUUCCAAGUCAGAUGAUGAGUUGAGUGAUCCAAGACCAUCUUGGUAUGGUACUACAUUCGGUAGAUUCUUCUAUCAGUCUUUGCUUUGGGUUUCGGUUCAUAUCUGGCCAGCAUUUACUCCGAUUGUGGAAAAGUUUGUGUUCAAUCAACAAUAUGGUAAUGUCGAAACUUUAGGGAAGGGAGAUAUUGCUGUGCAAAACUCAGUGGAAGGAUUAAACAUGGACUGUUUGUUUUCACAAUUCGUAAAUGAAUGGUCUGCCCCAUUGGUUGAUGGGAAGGAAAUUCUUACCAAGCUCAAUGAGCAAAUCAAAACCGCUGAAAGGGAAAACUCUUUCUAUGUACAUGCGCCUAUUGAAGUUAGAUGCUCCAACGUCACCAACUCCAACGCUCCAUUUAUUUCUGACGAAGAUGGAGAACCUUCCUUAUAUCCACUGCAAACCUGGUUAUCUACGAGAGAUAGACUCUCGUCAGGUCCAAUUCCAGGGAACAAUUUCAGACCUCUUUUGGAUAACUCUCCUGAUUCUUUACCUUAUCAACCAAAACCUGAACUUAUCAAAAAUGACCAAUUGACUCUCUUUAUAAAUGCAACUAUGUACAGACCUUUCGGAACUAACGUUGAGACCAAGAGAUGGUUUCAAAUCUUCGAAAAUAUCUUAUCUGAGUAUGGUGGUAAGCCACAUUGGGCCAAGAAUUUCAUUGGUCUUAGUGGUGACCAUGAAACCAAGGAAGAUUUAGAUUACCAAUUAAGUUUUGGAGGUAAGAAGUUUUACACUAUGAAUGGAUUUGAUCCAGUCAUGAAGCAGUGGUUCGGCGAAAACUUGGUUCAAUAUAAUAAGCAAAGAAGAGAAAUGGACCCUGAUGGUGUUUUUAUGAGUGGUAAGAAUUGGAUGGUCAGAAACGGGUUACUUAUCGAAGAACAAUAG